Molecule: messenger RNA, 1341 nt
Organism: Monoraphidium neglectum
Lineage: Eukaryota; Viridiplantae; Chlorophyta; Chlorophyceae; Sphaeropleales; Selenastraceae
Exons: 4
Coding region: 1-1341 (446 amino acids)
Biological process (GO): positive regulation of proteasomal ubiquitin-dependent protein catabolic process; protein ubiquitination
Cellular component (GO): cullin-RING ubiquitin ligase complex; nucleus
Molecular function (GO): ubiquitin-like ligase-substrate adaptor activity; ubiquitin protein ligase binding
Source: RefSeq, a predicted model, not a curated record
AUGCCCCAGCUGGCAUUGACAUUGCAAGGUGCGCGCCCGCGGCCUGGGGGGCUCGUGGUGGUGGUGGUGCUGCUGCCGCUGCUGCUGCUGUUGCUGCUGCUGCUGUUGCUGCUGCUGCUGCUGCUGCUGCUGCUGCUGCUGUUGCUGCUGCUGCUGUUGCUGCUGCUGCUGUUGCUGCUGCUGCUGCUGCUGCUGAUGCUGGUGGUGGUGCCGCUGCUGCUGCUCUCCUCCGAGACGGCUCUGACCACGUUCUUCCUGAUCGACGUCGCGCGCGGCGCCAAGGUGGACGAGCGCGCCUUCGAGGACGACCACUUUGUGCUGCCCCUCAACGCCUGCGCCAGCGUGCAGGACGACCUCAUCACCCUCCUGGCGGGGUUCAAGCAACGCCUGCUCACCCACAUCUUCCUGCGCCUCGCGCGCGGCCGCCCCUGCGACGCCGCCAGCGGGCCGGCGCAGUUCCGCGCGCGGUUCAACGAGCUGCUGAACCUCGCGAUCUGGAGCGCCCGCCUCGUCAGCCGCCAGCAGCUGCUGCUUCGCCUGGGGCCGCCGCUGGCCGGCAGCCUGACAGACGCCGCCGCGGUGGCGUCGCUGCGGGAGCGGCCGGCGUUUUUCGCGCUGUACGACCUGAGGGCGUCCCGGGUCCUCGCCUUUGCAUCUGCCGGCGACGCGCUCGCCGCCGCAGCGCUGGCGUGCCCCGCCCUGCUCGUCGGCGCCGGCGGCGCCGACCCGGCGCCUUGGGAGCGCUGCGGCGCCGCGGCGCUGGCGGCGGGGUCGAUGGCGUCGCUGUGGCGCGCGAGCGGCGGAUCGUCGCUGGGGCCAAGCGCGAGCGCGGCGGGGUGGGGCGCGGGUGCGGCCUGGCAGCCGCCGCAUCAUCAGCAGCGGGGCGCGGAGCGGGAGCUGCUGCUGAGGAAGGUGCUGGUGCUGCUCCCCAGCAUGUGCCAGAUCGCCUGCGGCAGCCCCUACCUGGACCGCCGCCACUUCUCAUGCUCAGACCCCGGCCUCACGCCCGUGCUGCGCCUGCGGCCGGCCGCCACGCGCGCCGUCCAGUUCUGGCCCGCCGACGACCUGGCCGCCUCCGUUGCAGACGGCGCCGCCGUCGCCGCGGGCCAGCGGCAGCACCAGGAGCGCCAGCAGCAGGCGCCCGCGCCGCCGCCGCCGGCGCCGCGGCCGCCGCCGCCGCAGUUCGAGCUGCCGCCGCCGGUGACGCCGGCGGUCAACGUCAACGGGCGGCUGGUGCGGCGGCGCGUGCUGCACCUCUUCCAUCCGACAGACCCUUUUUGCUGCACCGUGGUCCAGACUUUCAUGCAGCAAACCACGCUCGAUUUUGCAUACCGUACGUAA